AUGACCACAAAGAGCCAGGCUCCGAGACACUCACUACCGCCCAAGCCUAUGGCGGCUUCCCCCUCGGCAACAUCUGAUGAUCCGCAUCGCUCUCUGACUGAGAGCUGCGUGCUCGGCAAUCGUGACCGCCAGAUGGAUUGGUCGAACUCGCAAAACGGCGGCUCCACGUGGAACGGACACGCCUGGUCGACCACGCCUCCCCUUCCAACGCCAGCGCUUACCGCCAGCUCCAUGUCUUCAUCUUCGCUACACGGAGAAAGGUCGCCCAUUCUAGGGUCGUCCGGACAUGGCCCUUUCACUCGCAGAAACUUCGACAUUCCCACCAUGACCAGCCUGCCUCCCGCCAAAAGCUUCGACGAGGCACCUUUGCCGCUGUCUGGCAGCCACCAAUCUCCUUCCAGCGCCCAUACCGCGCACGGCAUCGCCUCAGAUUCGUACAGCCAGUACGACGGAGCCAUUUCUUCGCUCUCCUCCUCGUUUGGUGCGCUCAGUACGUCUCCGCAGCAAGGCAGAGACGUCACCGGAUCGAUGGACGCGACAUCGCUUCGUAUGGCAUCGUCGCCGCAUUUGGCCGAUCCCAGCCAACAAACGCCCAUGCUGAUUCCAAUGCAGCCCACCGGAGCCGGAGUAGAGCUCACCUCGGUCGUCGAGACCCUCUCCUCAAGAGGAUCCAAGGCAGCCGCUGAAGAUCCCGAGACAGUCGCCGCUGCUUACAAGCUCAGUCAGUGGGGCAUCGGAAUUGGUCCUGGCAUCAACCCCAAGGUUGCCGCCUCUCGCAACGGUAAUCACAGCCGCGGACGUAGCACCGCCAGUGAGCCUCCCAUCGUCAACACGGGUAACUCGGGCCCCAUGUGUGUCCAGUCAGGCGACUGGAUUUGCACUGGUUGUGGCUUUGUGAACUGGAGGCGACGCGAUGUUUGCAUGAAGUGCUUCCCACACGCGGAUGGCAACGAGAUCAGUCGCGGCAUUCAGAGCGGAGAGACGCUUGCCAAGAGGCUCGCCGCAGGCCUGGACACGGAUACAGACGAGUAUCGACAGUCCGUCCAGGCUCUGUGCCCGGACAAGGAGAAGCGGGUCAACAGCUACAUGCCGCGACCUCCUGUACAUGCGCUGCCUCCGAACCCUAUGCAGGCCUACGGGGGAUCAAGCCAGGGCCACCAUCAUCAACGAUCCUCCAGCACCCAUGUUCAUCCUUCCAACGUGCUCGGCAUCCAUAUGAGCUCGGCAGAGCAGCUGCAGUGGCGACAGCAGACGAACCGCCAACGUUCGAUGACGGAGCAGUUCGCGGGACAGGGAUACUAUCAGCAGCGGAUCACGCCAGGACAGAUGUCUCCUCCGGGCGCCUCAUCGUUGCAGCAGCUGCGCCAGUGCCAGCAACAGCAGCAACAGCAGCAGCAGCAGCGCUUCGGCGGUGAUCCGAAUCACGUCGAUAGCCCUUACAAGGCGUACACUCCCUGGAAACCGAUGCCUGGCGCUUCCGACAACUCUGUUCGCUCUCCCACGCAGCAGCGACCAACGGGCAAUGUCGCUUCACCCACGCCGACCGCUGCAGGACGAGCGAGCCUGUUCCGUUCAGCGACGUACGCUGGGGAAGACCUGGCGUUCAAACAUGGUGGAAGUCGACAGGCCUCCGCGCCUCACGGCGGCAACAACAGCACCCGCGCUCCCGCCACUGGCUGGUCCAGCGUUCCCGAAGAGCCUUCCCCGGGCCUUCCCAGGGAUAUAUGGGCUCCCGCGCCCAAGCAAGCAGCGCUCGUCCCCGUCGAUCCGGAAGACGUCUCGCGGGAGAAACGCGCCCAGCCGGAACCCAUCGGCACACGAUCUUCUCGCAGUGGCAGUGGAGCCGCUAGCACCUCGACGACGACGGGCGGAACUCAUCUUCACCUCAACUUGGAAUCGACUGGACCUAAGGACGACAAGCAGGCCAACAACGCCUUUGUCGAUUAUUGGAUCUCGGACUCUCUCACUGCUCCUCCUCCUCCCUCGGCUGCCUCGACUGCCACUUGUGCUUCUGCUACGCUCUCGUCUUCUGCUUCCAUUUCUGCUCCCGUCUCAGCUUCUCUUUCCUCGCCUGCUUCUGCUUCUGGUCAGGUUGGCGGCAAGUCCAGCCCUUGA
Molecule: messenger RNA, 2115 nt
Organism: Kalmanozyma brasiliensis GHG001
Lineage: Eukaryota; Fungi; Basidiomycota; Ustilaginomycetes; Ustilaginales
Product: Zinc finger, RanBP2-type
Exons: 4
Coding region: 1-2115 (704 amino acids)
Source: RefSeq, a predicted model, not a curated record